This is a messenger RNA of Trypanosoma conorhini, 819 nucleotides long. RefSeq names its product rRNA small subunit pseudouridine methyltransferase Nep1. The record is from RefSeq and is a predicted model, not a curated record. Bases 1 to 819 code for a protein of 272 amino acids. The transcript has a single exon. Gene Ontology annotation, molecular function: rRNA (pseudouridine) methyltransferase activity; rRNA binding. Gene Ontology annotation, biological process: rRNA base methylation. Gene Ontology annotation, cellular component: small-subunit processome; nucleolus. NCBI's taxonomy places the organism in Eukaryota, Euglenozoa, Kinetoplastea, Trypanosomatida, Trypanosomatidae.
AUGCCACGGCCGGAUCCAGCACGGCCGGCGCGACGCCCUGCGAAGCGGCCUAGAAGCGCAGGCGGCAGGCCGGAGGCGAGGAGCGACGUCUACCGCCCGCUGCGCCACGCCGAGCCGGCGGCGGCGGCGUCCUCGGAGCGCGCCGUUGUGGUCAUUUUGGAGAAGGCGGGCCUUCUGCUGGGGCGCGAGGGCGUCGUCGACGCGUACGACCGGGCGGCCACCACCGAGAUCGCGAACGCCUCGCUGCGGGACGUGCGCCCCGACAUUGUGCACCAGUGCCUCCUCGCCCUCUUCGACUCGGAGCUCGGCGCGCAGCGGCGGCUGCGGGUGUACAUCAGCCUCUUCGCGCGCAGCGGGCGCACCGUCGAGGUCUCCCCCGCCCUGCGCCCGCCGCGCACCUUUCGCCGCUUCAAGGGCCUCGUCGCCGCGCUGCUCCGCGACGGCGAGGUGCGGGCGGCGGACGGGGCGGUGCUGAUGCGGGUGCUCCCGGGCUCCGUCGCGCCGGUCGUGCCGUACGGGGCGCCGGUCAUUGGGCUGACAAACGCCGCCGCCGCGCCGGUGCGCACCGCGACGCAGUUGGCCCGCGAGUCGCUUGCGGCCCCGGUGGACGACACUCUGCAGGGCGGCGUGAAGAACGUUGCGGGGUUCUUCUGCAUCUCCUGCACGGACGAGGCCGACCUCGACGGCGUCGACUACGUGACGCAGCAGGCGUGCCUGAGCGCCUACCCAACAACGGCGCACGUGAUGUGCGCCCGCAUCUGCGAGGGGUUUACGCGGGCGGCGAGGGCGACUGCCGCCGCGGCCGGCAGUGGCGAGUAA